Molecule: messenger RNA, 264 nt
Organism: Thrips palmi
Lineage: Eukaryota; Metazoa; Arthropoda; Insecta; Thysanoptera; Thripidae
Product: cytochrome P450 4V2-like
Exons: 2
Coding region: 1-264 (87 amino acids)
Molecular function (GO): oxidoreductase activity, acting on paired donors, with incorporation or reduction of molecular oxygen; monooxygenase activity; heme binding
Source: RefSeq, a predicted model, not a curated record
AUGCCCGACAUUGCCGGGGACGACACCACGGCGGCGGCCAUGUCCUUUUUCUUCUACAACCUUGCCGCCAAUCCGGAAGUCCAAGACCGCCUGGCCGAGGAGGUGGCCGAGGUCUUCGGUGCCUCCGAUGGCGCAGUGACAUCGCAGGACCUCGCCCAGUUGAAGUACACCGAAAGGGUCAUCAAGGAGAGCCUGCGCCUCUACCCCAGCGUGCCUCUGUUCGCCCGGAGAAUAAAUGAGGAGCUUCCAAUCACAGGUAUUUAA